Molecule: messenger RNA, 6717 nt
Organism: Chanos chanos (milkfish)
Lineage: Eukaryota; Metazoa; Chordata; Actinopteri; Gonorynchiformes; Chanidae
Gene: brca2
Product: BRCA2 DNA repair associated
Exons: 25
Coding region: 1-6717 (2238 amino acids)
Biological process (GO): regulation of DNA-templated transcription; double-strand break repair via homologous recombination
Cellular component (GO): nucleus
Source: RefSeq, a predicted model, not a curated record
AUGUUUGAAGUGUUCAGUCAGCGUUUGGACACAGAGCUUGGGCAGAUUAAUCCUGCCUGGUUUGAGGAGUUGACUGCGAAAGCCUCACACGGGCAUGGAGGUGCUGUUAUUGCUGAUAGAGCAGAGGUGCUCUGCCCCCUUUCAUCAUACGCACAGAAUGAUAUCGGUAAAACUCCAGGGGGGGUCUUUGGCAGUCAGAUGUUCUCCACACCCAAACUCUUUCAGCACAGGGGACUGUGCUCUCCGGAUCUGACCCAGAAUGAAGAGUCCCACACUCCAAAUCAAGGGCUGAAUGACACACCAAAAAGCUCUCUGGCACAGUCUGCUAAGCGUAUCUCUGAGAGCCUUGGGGCGCAGAUCAACCCUGACCUGUCCUGGUCCAGCUCAUUUAACACUCCCUCUGCCAUAACACCCACCGUCAUACUAUCAAAUAAAGAAGACCAGUCUUCUCCUACAAGACCUUCCCAUGACAAGAAUGUUAUUUUUGUGCGGGAACUUUUUCCAUCAGUCACAAAUAGCUGUACAGGUGCAAAGCCAUUGACGGAGAACACCGCCACGUGUCCUGAUGAUGAGAUUUGCCAAGAUGAUGGAGGAAAAUUGUGUGGUUCUCCUGACAACAUUAACAACGUUUGGGAGCAGAAGGUGCCACAUGCUAUUUCGGAUGGGGAUGUUCGCACUACUGUUGAGAAUGUUCUGGAUGGAGCAGAGGAUGUUCUCUCCAUCUUUUUCAGUAACAGUGGCCCGGCCUUACGCAGGGUUAAAAACAAGGAGAGAAUUAAGAGAGCACAGAGUGAAUCUGCCAAGGAGAAUCCCCAGGCUCUGCCAGCGGAGAGAACCAAAGAACUAAAUGAAACACCAAAGAGAGCCACGUACAAAAAACAAGGUUUUGCUGCUAGUGAAACAAAUAAUUCAGUGAAACUGACAGAAUUUGGCUGUAUACAGUGGACCCCAAUAAGUUUAUCUGAAAUCUCAGACACCUCGGAUCAGAGUUGUCCAACUCAGUCGGCUCCUCUAAACAAGUGUGUUGUAAAUCAAUCAGACAGACCUGAUGAUGUCACCUUUGACCCUGCCAGGAGCCAGAAGACCAGCCAGUUAUCUGUCUCCAUGGCUGAGAAGCUGAACUCUCCGGGGUGUUUGGUGUCCCCGUCUUCAAUACUCAUCAGAACUCCCAGGAGGUUUGUGUAUCAUGUUACAAGUUCCCAUGCUGCAAAACCAGAAGUAAACCAUGGCAGUCUUCUACCAGAACGUGGUUUCAAAACUUUUGCAGAUGGGAUAAGGAAUGGCUCAUCCUCCCAGGAAGUAAAGAGCCUUUUCAAAGAUAUAGAACCCGAGCCUUUUUUAACAUCAUCAACUCACGAUCUGAAAGGAAAACAAUGUAUUGAAAUUUCUGAGCAGUUAAACCCAACAUGUAAAAAAACAGCAGACAUCAGGUCAGAAGAAAAAGGUUCUGGGACCCAGUCUCACCAGAACCUCACUCAUCAGUUACUGACUGCAUCACAGAAAGCUGAUGUAUCAGAAUUGUGCAGUUUAUUGGAGGAGGCUGACAGCCAGUACGAAUUCACCCAGUUCAAAGCAGCAAAGCAGUGUUCUGACCCUCACCAUAAGGGUUCCCAGCCUUUUGAAAAGGAGUGGGAUGCUGACAUCCUCUCAGGCAUUGACUUUGAUGAUAGUUUUGAUGAACAGUUGAUGAGAAAACAUCAUGUGAUGACAGGAAUACUUAAUAAACCCACUACCAGUCUUUGCGGUGAGCAAGACCAAGAAGAAUCAAAACACAGUGUAGAUAUGAGUGGGUCACAUGACAGAACAGGAAAAAUGCGUGAGGAGGAUGCACUCAGAGUGAUGACUGGGUGUAGAAUCACUCCUUCACCUCCCAGUGCUCACCUGUACAGUGUACCUGAAUGUACUCGGGCUGAAAGUAUUCAAACUACCACUAAAGGAUCGUCUGAUACAGAUUUAGGAAAGUCAUUUCAUGUUGGCUUUAAAACAGGCAGAGGGGAGAUUUUAAGAGUGUCGGAGAGGUGUCUCAGCACAGCACGGACUCUGUUUGCAGAUUUAGAUGAAAGCAGCGAGAGUUUUGCUGAAGCAUAUAAAAAGAUGCCUGACAUUGCAGCAAGGGAACAAGAGCAGUCCUGUCCCAGCUCUGGCAGAAUCCUUUCAUUACCAUCAAUCUUCAGAGCUGAGCUGGGUCACAACACUGAAAAAACCCCACAGGCCAGCAGUGUUGUGAUCCAUGCUAAUCUAAAGCACUGUGGCACUGGAGGAAAUUCCAUGGGUUCUGGCACAAAAAGUGAACUUGAACUGACAAAGGGCCUUAAGCAGAAGUUUGGUAAUGGAUUCAUGACGGCCAGUGGGAAAGGAGUGACUGUCUCAACAAAAGCCCUUCAGGAGGCAAAGACCAUUUUCAAAGACCGAGACUUGGAUUCCCCAGCCACUGCACAGACUGAACUGGAGAAGUCAGGUGUUAAAUGUGAUUACAGUAAUGAUAAGGGCAACUGUACAGAGGAUGGGACAGGAGUGGCUGCUCCUGAAAUCUCUCAGACAGCACAGAGUCACAGAGGUUUUAAUGAACAUCCCAGAGCAGAAUUCACAACAGCUUCGUUUGAAAUAUGUUACUUUCGGUCCAGCUGUGGUUUCAGCACGGCCAGUGGGAGAAGUGUUUCUGUUUCAACAGAGGCAAUCCAGAAAUCCAGAACUCUUUUUGCUGAUUUGGAUGAUACAUCCUUUUGUGAAAAUGUUAAAGAAAUGAAAAAGUGUGAGAAUCUAAAGAUGGAAACCAGCGCUACUAAUAAAGGAGGGGGUUUCAGUACAGCAAGUGGCAGAAAGGUGUUUAUUUCUGAAACAGCACUACAAAAAGCAAAAAAUAUGUUCAAUGAAUGUGAUGAUAAAACAUUUGAAUCUGAGAAAAUUCUUGUAGAUAGUAUGAAAAACUCAGCACCAGACCCUGGUCAGAAGAUGUGUUUUGGUUUCAGCACUGCUAGUGGUAAAGGGGUGACUAUAUCAGAAAAAGCACUUCAGGAGGCAAAAUCCAUGUUUAUGGGUUGCGAUGAUGAUGAUUUCAGUGAUAUUGGGGAACCAAUAACAUGGGGAACCAGUGGGGAAAAGAAACAUUCAGACAGACACAGAGGACACCAGGAAAGAGCUUGCAUCGGAGGUCCAGAUGGUAAGAGCAGUAGUAUAAUGGAGAGAGUUCCUGUUGGUGCCAGUAUUGUUCCAGGAAUAUCUAAUAGCCUACAGGAUGAGCACUUUGAGUCUGAUAAGCCAGGAAUAAACAAAUUUGGUUUCAACACAGCCAGUGGAAAAAGGGUGUGUGUUUCAAGACAAGCCCAGGGGGAAGCCUUGGAGAGGUUCAGAGACUGUUCUGAUCUUCUUGAACAACCACAGAAGUCCAAGGACUCUGUCCCUUUGCUCCCUAGUCUUACUGACAAAGGUUUUGCCCCACCCACUACUCAAAAAGACCUCUCCUCUUUGAAAUCUGAUCCAGUGGCUGCAGGUGUCGGCACCAUCGUUGACACACAGCAGGAGUUCUCUCAGCUGGAGGCAGAGGCCUGUGCCAAAGCCCUGCUGGAGGAUGAGGGCUUCAGGGAGCAGGCCACUUCAGUGAGCAGAGUAAUCAGAGAGAGUCCACACAACCAUGCUCCUGCCAAGCUAAACAAUCGAACAAGAAAACGAAUGCUAGAUUCCAGCAUUAUUGAAGAAAAUCUGAAUCACCUUCCUUUGAAAAGACGACUUUUGGAUGAUUUUGCCCAGAGAACAGAUGAUGUAAGAUGCUCUGAUUGUAUACCUGUGAGAAGCAGUCCAAAUGGAACUCUUAAAGAUAGGCGGGUCUUCAAAUACACUGUUCCUCUUCGACCGAACGUCACACACCCAGACAGGACUGCAGUGGACCACAAACCAAAUAAGCCAGAAAGCUUUGCUGUUCUGAACAGCAAGCCUUGCAGUUCUAAGGCUGCAUUUGUGCCCCCUUUUCGAAAAAAUGGCAAGACUGAUGUCCAGAAAAAUUGUGUAUCCCAGAAGGCAACCAAACACCCCAGUAUGUUUGUUCCUCCACUUCAGAAAAAAGAUGAGCGCAGUCUCCACAGUUCUCCAGACUCACACCCUAUGAAGAGGCUGGAGUUCCAAAGCCAAGCAGAGAUUUUACAGUCAGUACAACUUGCUCGAGACGUGCAGGACAUGAGAAUCAGAAAGAAAAAACACCAGUCGGUGCAACCUGUGCCCGGCAGCUUGUUUCUAGCCAAAUCCUCGGGGUUACCCAGGGUAUCUGUCAGGGAGGCGGUUGGACUCACACGCCCAGCUCGGUACACGUCGCGAGAGCUGUAUGAGUGUGGUGUACCAUACCAGGUGAUUCAGGUCAGCAGUGAGAACGCUGAGUCUUUUCGGUUUCAGUUUGAGCACUUCUUUGGUCGCAAUGUGUGUGUUGAUGCUGGAGGUGUUAGGGUGGGAGACGGUGGAUGGCUGAUUCCAGACAAUGCUUUGACUGUGGGAAAGGAAGAGUUCUUCAGAGCAUUGUGUGACACACCUGGCGUUGACCCCAGGCUGAUUAGUGAGGCUUGGGUGUAUAAUCACUAUCGCUGGAUAGUGUGGAAACUGGCCUCUAUGGAGCGAUCCUUCCCGGCCAUGAUGGGCGGCCGCUGUCUUACGCUGGAGAGAGUCCUACUGCAGCUCAAAUAUAGAUAUGAUGUGGAGGUGGACCACUGCCAGAGAUCAGCUCUGAAGAAGAUCAUGGAGAGAGAUGACACCCCAGCCAAGACUCUUGUGCUGUGUGUUUGUGGCAUUGCCACAUUGUCUAAUGGCGCAGAAAACCCGAGCUAUGCUGAAAACGGGCCCAGCCCAGGCAGAGUGGGCAGUAGAGGACUGUCCGCUAUAGUCUGGGUCACAGAUGGCUGGUACACCAUUAAAGCCCUACUGGACCCUCCGCUCUCUGCCAUGCUCCGGAAAGGCCGUCUGGCUGUCGGAGGGAAGAUAGUGACACAUGGAGCGGAGCUGGUUGGAUCCCAAGAUGCCUGCUCACCUCUUGAGGCUCCUGAAUCCCUCAUGCUGAAGAUUUGGGCAAACAGUACCAGACGUGCCCGCUGGGAUGUCAGGCUGGGUUUUCAACGUGACCCGCGGCCGUUCCCACUCUCUCUGUCCUCGCUGUACAGUGACGGAGGUUCGGUGGGGUGUGUGGACAUCGUGGUUCUGCGGAGCUAUCCUACACAGUGGAUGGAAAAAAAGUCCAGUGGAGUGUUUGUGUUCCGAAACGACCGCGCUGAAGAGAGGGAAGCCAGAAAACACAGCGAAACCAGACAGAAGGAUAUGGAGCUGCUUUUCUCCAGGAUCCAGGCCCAGUUUGAAUCUGAAGAGCGCGGGAAGAGUAAAUGUCGUGGCCGGAUGAGGACGCUCAGUGUAUUGGAGAUCGAGGCCAUGCAGGAUGGAGAGGAGCUUUAUGAUGCAGUGGAGGCUGACCCUCUUUAUUUAGAGGCCCAUCUAAGUGAGAAGCAGCUGGAGAUUCUGAGCAGUUACAGGCGAGUCCUCGCGGAGAGAAGGCACACUGAUCUGCAGGAGCAGUUUCGUAAGGCUGUCCAGGAGAAUGAGGGGUGUUGCCCUGACAGAGACGUAACCCCUGUGUGGAAACUCAGCGUCCGUGACUCCUCAGACACACACUGCAGCAGUGUGUACACACUGAAUAUCUGGCGCCCUUCUCCAGACCUGCGUGCUUUACUGAGAGAAGGCAGCAGGUAUAAAGUCUGUCAUCUCUCUACAUCAGAGGGAAAGAAGCAAGCGGGCAAGGCUACCACUCAGUUCACCAUCACAAAGAAAACCCAGUUUGAGCGAAUGCAGGUUUGUCCAGAAUGGCUGCAUCAUCGUUUCCAGGCGAGACAGUCGGCCAACUUCAAAGAUCUUCAAAACCCUGCCUUCCACAGUCCAUGUGAGGAAGUGGACAUUGUAGGAUACGUGGUGUCCAUCUUGGACAGACAUGGUACGUCUCCAGUGUUGUACCUGGUGGAUGAAAACCACAACUUUGUCUCUGUGAGGAGCAAGAGCAGUCUCACUCAGUUAGCAUUGGAUGACCUUGUAAAGCCAUUGGCUCUGCUGGCUAUAAGUAACCUCCAGCUAAAACAGCCCAGGGCACCUAUACCCUGUCUGUAUGCAGGAGACCUAGCUCUCUUCUCCACCAGUCCCAAAGAGCCACACCUACAGGAGGCCACAGGACGACUGAAAACCUUUGCUCAGGGUCGAGAGUAUUUCUUUACCCUUGCUGAGGAGAAGCUCUCCAGCCUGGUUCCCUUGGGAGGAUCCAACACCGCUCACUUUCCCAGAACCCCAGGGAUGCCAGUCAGGCUCAAACCAAGCAGCAGUUUUAACGUGACUCCACAGGCAGAAACCGAGCUGUCUCAGUGCCUCCCAGUGAACAAGAGACCACACCCAUCAUUGAACACACCAGAGAACAAAGACCCUAAAACACUGAAGAGAAAAAGAUCUUUGGACUACCUGUUGCGAGUUCCCUCUCCACCAGCCCUGAGCCCCCUGGGCACUGUCAUCUCACCCUGUGUCAGCAAGACCUUUAACCCUCCACGGCGCUGUAAGACACCCCGGGUGGGGCACACUGCCCCUGCAGGCUGCACUGCACCCCCCCCAGUGGAAGAUGACUGGGUAAACGAUGAGGAGAUGGCUAUGAUCAAUACUCAGGCACUGCUGGACAGAGUGGGAGAAACUGGCGGAGCAGUGAAACCCAGUUAG